AUGUUUCAGGCGUACACGCGCAGCUUCAAGACAGUCGGCCUUUCGUUGCCGGCGGUAUCAACCACGCAGGAGGUCUGCAAGGGUGACUCUUUCACCUGCCUGAACUCCCGGUGCAUCUGGAAUGGCUUCAGCUGCGACGGGAAGAAUAACUGCGGUGAUGACAGUGACGAGAAAUACUUCGUCAAUUCCAUGUGCAUCAUGCCGAUGGCUGCCUUGGUUCUCAUUGUGACUGGAAUCUUUGUCAUCGUUACCUCGCUUCUGAUGAUCUGCUACUGUAUGAUGAGACUGCGAACCACGAUACAGAAAAAUAUGGAAGAGGAGAGGGCCAACCGUGCCCGCAAAAAGGACUCGUUGUCCGAGGGUCCGUACUCGGAGUUCGUGGACACGUACGGCUCGCAGCUUCCCAAGCCUCCGCUCAUGUCCGGCGCGUACCAGCCGAGCGGCGACCACACGACCGGGCCGUACACUCGAAGGUCCUCCACGUUUCCCCGGAGCAACUCCAUCAAGGGGAGGUUGGAAGUGUCCCUGUACAGGCGUCCCUACGAGUGA
Ixodes scapularis (black-legged tick) is the source of this 549-nucleotide messenger RNA. RefSeq names its product low-density lipoprotein receptor-related protein 12-like. Lineage: Eukaryota; Metazoa; Arthropoda; Arachnida; Ixodida; Ixodidae. Bases 1 to 549 code for a protein of 182 amino acids. The record is from RefSeq and is a predicted model, not a curated record. The transcript is spliced from 4 exons. Gene Ontology annotation, molecular function: protein binding.